AUGUCUCGUUCUUUUAUUCGUUGCGUAGUGGAUAUAUAUGUGAAACCAGAAUCAAUAGAAAAGGUACGUGCUAUAUUAUUGAAAAUUGUAGAAGAUUCACGUACAGAAGAUGGUUGCGUAGAGUAUCACUUAUUCGAAAAUAUUAGUGAUAAAUUUCAAUUUACAUUUAUUGAAAUAUGGGAAAGUGAAGAUGCAUUUGAAGAUCAUUUACAAUCUGAUCAUAUUCGACAAGCAAGUGUUGAUGUGAACGGAGAUUUAUCAAAAACUCCUGACAUAAAACGUUACAAAUAUGUACAAGUGACUUCAAGAAAAAAGAAUUUAAGUAAAAUCAGUCGUUUUUGUACAUUAAUUUAA
Molecule: messenger RNA, 354 nt
Organism: Rotaria sp. Silwood1
Lineage: Eukaryota; Metazoa; Rotifera; Eurotatoria; Philodinida; Philodinidae
Source: the annotation of a GenBank genome assembly